AUGGCAAUCAUCAAUCAGCUGAAUAACUGGGGUAUCGGUGGCCGAAUGCUAAACUACAUAGCUGAUUUUCUCCAAGAUAGAAGAAUCCAAGUGCUUGUAAACGGAACACGAUCCCACUCAAGACCCAUCCAUGGUGGUGUACCCCAAGGCUCAGUAAUAGCGCCAACCCUAUUUCUUGUAGCAGUCAAUUCCAUCUUCGACAAGGUCCCGAACAACAUCCAAACGCUGGUCUACGCUGAUGACAUCCUCCUGAUAUCAUCCUCAGCCUACUCUAAAACUACCAGAAAGAGACUCCAGACAGCACUAGAUAAGAUAGCAAACUGGGCCCCUACGGUCGGCUUCCAGUUUUCCCCAAGCAAAUCCCAUCUCAUUCACAUCGGCCCAAACCGAAGAAGACUUGGCAAGCUCCCCAAACUUAUUCUCAACAAUCAAACAAUCUCAAUGAACCGCCAUACCCGCCUGCUGGGAAUAUGGUUGGAUGACCGUCUCAACUUCAAGUAUCACUUGGACCAAACAAGAAAAAAUGCCAUAGGCAAAAUAUCUAUUCUGCAAAUUUUAGCUAACAAAACCAGCUACGCUCACAGAGACUCCCUCUUCCGUUUCCUCCACGGCUGGUUCCUACCAUCGAUUCUACAUGGCAUAGGCCUACUAAGUCGAGCCGAUAUGGAGGUAGUCAUCAACAAAUUGGAACCUCUGUAUAACCGCUGUGUCCGAAUAAUAAGCUCAGCCUUCUGCACCAGCCCUAUCCCCUCCCUGAUGGCCGAAAGUGGCCAAAUGCCGUUCAGAUACAUAAUCGCUAAGCAGCUAUCCUCCAAAGCACUUAGAUGGCUAGCCAAUGGUGGUUCCAGAGAGUCACUUAUGGUUACCAGAACGAACCAGCUUCUCUCCGAAAUAACAGGAAACGAAAUACCACCAAUCUGCCCGCGACCAGAACCCAAAAUCCGAUACUGGAACGACAAGACUCCAAAGGUGAACCUGACUUUGCUCCGACGGACCAAAACCAACGAUCCCCCAAACCUCAUCCAAUCUCAAUUUCAACAACUCGUUGAACAUAAAUUUAAACACCUCCCUCAAGUCUACACAGAUGGAUCAAAAACAAACUCCGGUCGGGUAGGCAGCGGUAUAUACCACCGAACCAACCAACUCACUCUCCCCCUCCCAACACAAUGCUCAGUGUUCAGCUCCGAAGCUUUCGCGAUCUUGAAAGCCGUCGAGACACAUGAACCGAACACAGUCAUAUAUAGCGACUCAGCCAGCGUGCUCACAGCACUGACACAUGGCAGUAUCAAACACCCCUGGCUUCCCUCAAUAUCGAAGAUAGCUAUAGAGAAACACAUUACACUCUGCUGGGUACCGGGACACGCUGGUAUCCCCGGCAAUGAAGCAGCGGACAAACUCGCCGCAGCAGCUACCUUAUUGGAUCCCCCACCGAUAGCCAUCCCUCAACAAGACGCCUCACUCUACAUCAAAAACGCCCUCCAAGAGGCAUGGGACAUAAAAUGGGACUCGAACCACCAAGCAAAACUUCGGGAAAUAAAAAACUCCACAAACAAAUGGACCGACAGAUCCAAUCCGACCGAAAGAAGGGCCCUCACUCGUCUCCGCAUCGGUCACACUCGCCUCACCCAUGAACAUCUUAUUGCUAAAACCGACCCCCCCAUUUGUCCAUGCUGCAACACGGUGACAACGAUCAAACAUAUUCUGACAACGUGCCCACAAUAUCAACACAUACGACAGAUUUGCCACCUUCCGCCUAGUAUGCGGGAGAUGCUUUCGAACUGUCCACAGGAAGAGACCAACAUAUUGGACUUCCUCCGCAAAACAGAUCUAUAUCACAAAAUAUGA
Molecule: messenger RNA, 1845 nt
Organism: Uranotaenia lowii
Lineage: Eukaryota; Metazoa; Arthropoda; Insecta; Diptera; Culicidae
Exons: 1
Coding region: 1-1845 (614 amino acids)
Molecular function (GO): RNA-DNA hybrid ribonuclease activity; nucleic acid binding
Source: RefSeq, a predicted model, not a curated record